Messenger RNA from Arabidopsis lyrata subsp. lyrata, 1990 nucleotides. Its product is annotated as transcription factor bHLH144. The transcript has 4 exons. Lineage: Eukaryota; Viridiplantae; Streptophyta; Magnoliopsida; Brassicales; Brassicaceae. The record is from RefSeq and is a predicted model, not a curated record. Gene Ontology annotation, molecular function: protein dimerization activity. The coding region runs from base 922 to 1668 and encodes 248 amino acids.
CCACGCGUUCUCUCUCUGUCACUUACUUCUCCUUAUUUCUCUCCCUUCCCUUCUCUCUCUUUUUGCCACACACAUCAUCAUUCUCUCUAGAUCUUCUUCUUCCCCUCCAACAAAAAAAAAAACAAGUCUUUCGAAUUUGAUCAGAGGCUUCAAAGCUUAAGUUUUUACGCAUCACCGAUUCAUUUGAUCCAAAGGGUUUUCAUUUCUUCUACGUUUGCGAGAAGAGGAACGGUAUUUAAAAAUACACUAAAAACUUGAUAUUGGAAGAACCAAAGAUGCCCUGGACAGCCUUCUUCAUGUUUUUCAACAGGACUUGCACUCGUCUGGUUGUCUUUUUCCUCGUUAUUCUGUAAAUUUGAUCCUUUCAGGUGUUGUUUCCGGUAUCCGGAGUAGCUCUUUGUUGUUGUGCUUAUUUUACUGGUUAGUGUGAGAAUGUGCAUUGUUGGAAACAAGAAGGGAAACCGAUCAUUGAAGGAAAUAGGAACUUUUAUGAUGACUACAUGUUUCAUUGCUAAUUACCAAUCCGUUCAAGUUUGCCAGGCUGAAUAUUUCAGACAGUUGCUUAAGCCUGUAACGUAGUCUAGCGUCUGGAGAUUUCGGAAAUUGGGGGUUUUGAGCGGCUAUCUACUUUUGAUUUCGAAAGAAUUAUUGUGAGGUAUUAAGAGUCUGGUAUUCUGAAGAGCUGUGUGGGAGAGCUUCUGGUUUUGGGGGUAAGGGCUCUGGUGGAAAUUCGUGAUAUCUUUAGUAUGAUGGCCAUAACUUGAUAUAGCAUUUGGUUCGACUGUCAACUUAGUGUAGUAGUAACUGAGCAGCUGGAAGCUUACAAAGGCGGUAGUCGAAAAAUUUAAGCAGCCUGCAGUUUGAGGUGUACAACUUGUUUUUCUCUUUGUGUUUCGCUUUUACCUUUGCACGGGUUUUCUGAUGCAGAACAAUCAGUUUCCUCACUUCUCAGAUGAAGUGGGUGACAGAAAUAUGCACAAUCCGUAUGCAUCAGGGUCAUCCUUUGAUGCUUUGUUCCCACCAUGUGCAAAGUUGCCAUACCAUGGUGUUGAACUUCAACCGUCUGCGGUCUGUCCAAAGAAUUUUGUCAUCUUCGAUCAAACGUAUGACCGCAGCCAAGUGAUGUACCAUCCUGAGCUGACUCACAAGCUCAUGAAUACCCCAUCAUUGAACAAUUUAGCUUCGACAUUUCAGAACGAGUACUCUGGGGGAAGUUAUGGUAACUAUGGUAACUAUGACCAAGAAGCAUCCUCUUCUUAUCAAGAGGAUCCGAAUGAGAUCGAUGCCCUCUUGAGCGCAGAUGAGGAUUAUGAAGAUGAUGAUAAUGAAGCUGAUGAGGAUGGUGAUUCAGAAGAGGUCAGCACUGCUCGUAAUUCUUCCAGGGAUUAUGGAAACACCUCAGCAGAAUCUUGUUGUUCCAGCUAUGGGUAUAACAACAACAACAACAACAACUCAAGGAAGCAGAGUUUAUCGGGCAGUGCUAGUAGUAACAAUGAUGGGAAAGGACGGAAAAAGAUGAAGAAGAUGAUGGGAGUGUUGAGGAGAAUUGUCCCGGGUGGAGAACAGAUGAAUACAGCUUGUGUUCUUGAUGAAGCUGUUCAGUAUCUCAAGUCACUUAAAAUCGAAGCACAGAAACUUGGCGUUGGACAUUUCUCAAACCAAUCUUGAAUGUUACCAAUAUUCGUUCUUCCACCACUAUUGUUUCUUCGAAGGUAAAUCAUCGGUCCAGCGCUUAUCUGGACCUUUCUCUCUCUAUAUUCCUCCCUCUACUCACUUCCUUCUGCAGGAUGGUAUCUACUUUAAGUUGAAUCUCUCUUAUAUUUUGCUUUUGUGUUAUUGCUUCGAUGAAGAAGCUGUGUUUGCACAAGUACUUGUGGAUUUGAUUUGUACUGUUUUAACUUUCACUUUCACUGUAAUCAUUUAUGACUAUGUGAACUAUCAUGGUUAAUGAUUUCACUUGGUAUCGUUAUUGAUUAUGUAUGUUAUACUU